Molecule: messenger RNA, 4850 nt
Organism: Ruditapes philippinarum (Manila clam)
Lineage: Eukaryota; Metazoa; Mollusca; Bivalvia; Venerida; Veneridae
Product: hemicentin-1-like
Exons: 9
Coding region: 92-2089 (665 amino acids)
Source: RefSeq, a predicted model, not a curated record
UUUUCGCUUUAAAAAUGUGCAUUUAAAUAUACAUGUAUUUACUUCCUUUUACGAUGGUGUUAAGUUUCAAGUAGGCUAAAUACUUUAAUAAAUGAUUUAUAAAAUGUGUUUUGUGUUGAAUAUAAGUUUAUAUUUCUUAUAUUGGAUAAUUAUUUACUGCAAUAGUAAUCAAGUGUUUGGCUGUACUUCAACAACUUCUACAUAUAAAAGAUCUGGGGAUGAUGUGACCAUUCAGUUUCAAGCAAUAACCGCACACUCUGAAGCCCCUUCACUGAGUGUUACAAACCAAAUAUUGUCGGAUAAUGACCUCCCAUUAUUGUCAGCUUUAUAUAAAAAUGGUGUAAAUACAUUUAUAUCUAGCUGUAACAACUGUACAUUUACCGGUAAUGCUUCUACUGGAGAUCUUACUAUCAGAAUUGACAACUUAAAAGCAUCAAAUAGAGGAACAUACAAACUUUCAGUUACUCAAACAAGCCGGGAAGUAAUGGGAUGUGUAAUUGUCUAUAUCUUAGGUGUACCUACAAAACCAGUAAUUAGACUGGAUAAAAUACCAUUAGAGGGCGAGAGUGCAGUACUAACAUGCAAUAGUGCAUCGGCAACUACACCUAAUGACCCUAACCUCAGGAUGACUUAUAACUGGAAAGUAAACAACAGCGAUGCAAAUGACCAAAGAUAUACUUAUUCUAGCAGUAAAAAUAAACUUACGAUAUCUAACAUUGACAGGAAAGAUGUUAACCUACAAUUUACGUGUACAGCAACAGAAGAUAUCAGUAAUGCAUAUACAUCGGUCAGCAGUGACCUUUUGAAAAUGAAUGUUUAUUAUGCUCCAUUUGUAAAACCCUUCAAAGUUGGGCCGAAAGUUGAAGGAUCUACUUUAUCAGUUGAAUGUAUAGUUGAUCCUGGUAAUCCAAUUUUAACUACAUAUCUAUGGAAAAGAAAAUUAAAUAGUUCGCUUGAGAACUCAUGGUAUGAUAUUUCUGAUUCUUCAACAAUUGGAAAUCAGCUCGUUAAGCAAAAUAUUUCAAAAAAUGAUGCUGGACUCUACAAUUGUACUGCAUCAAAUAAUAUUACACAAACAAGUAACCAACAAAAGACAGGAUCAAGCUCUGAAACGUUUCUCCUCGAUGUUUUAUAUCCGGCCACAGUGUUUGCAUUUGGCGUGAAAGGACAUAAGGGGAUGUCAACUGUGAUUUUGGACGAAAACGAUGAAGGCGUGCAGUUAUUAUGUGAAGUUGACAGCAAUCCAAUUUCGUCUGUAAAGAUUCUAUUUGAAGGCAAGUUUAAGAAUGAAUCAUCAGGUGUUAAUCAUGUCUCAUUCACAUUAAGUAGCGUAUCAUGUCUUGAUAGCGGUGACUAUUCGUGUGAAGGAGGCAACAAAAUUGGAAGGUCUUCUAGAAGGAACAUCCAGUUACUUGUUAAUUGUACACCGCGUCCACUGUUUCGGAUAGAUCAGAAUAUUUCAAGCAUAUUACACGCGCAAGCCAUGAUGAGUUUUACUGCUUUAGCCUAUCCAAAUCCAGGCUCAAAAGGAUUCUCUUGGCAGAAGGAAAAUGGCGCAAACUGGACACCAGUUUUGGCUAAUAGAGAUUUACUGAUAACAUCAACAGCGUUACAGUCUAAUUUGACUAUUCUUAACAUAACAAAGACUGAUUACGGACGGUAUAGACUCAUUGUAAAUAACAGUAUAGGAACGUUCUUCCAACACUUUAACUUAGCUGAAACGAUAUCGGACGAAGGAGAAGGAGCAAAAUGUGACAUUUGUGAUCCUAAUAAAAGCACAAUCAUAACUGGAGUAUCUCUUGGAAUAUUAAAUGCAAUACUUGUUGGAGUACUGGUCACCAUUCUUUAUAGAAUGAAAACAAAUAGAAAAGGAUCGCAGUCACAGGAAGAGAAUGUAAGGCAAGAGGAGUAUGUCAACGUAUCCCAGUCUAAUAUUGCAGAAGACAAAACAAGGAUUAGACAAUAUAGCGUUAGAAAUGACACCGAUAUAAGCAUCGCCAGUGUUACAGCCGAGGGCAACAGAGAGUAUAUGGAUCUUUCUGAAUAUUCAAGGGACGAUAAAAGUACAUAUGAUGAGCUAAAAAAGUAGUCAUGAACUGCAUAAAAUACUUCAUGUGUUUACACGUAAAACACUGAAAUUAUAUUAUAUAUUUUAGCUUUGUACUACAGUGUCUUUAUUUUAAGAUAUAAAAUUGUACUAAUUAUAACAUAUAUUUUUUCACAAAAAGUGCAAGGUCAGAUCCCCUUGUAAUUGUCUAACACUUUGGUUUUGUAUCCUGAAUAUCUUAUUAAAAGCGAUCCCUCGGAAGCAUUAAACAACAAAAUUACAUGAAAUCUGUAGACUCGGUUUAAUUGAGUCUGCACACAAGAGAUAAUAAAAAAAGGGCAUCAAUAAAUUCUUCAUUAUGCCUACAUAAGAAUUUAAAAUUGAUGCAGAAAAUCCUAUCUGUUCGUUUUAUUUAUAUGUAUUUGCAUAUUUUCAAUUCGUGACGUAAGAAAGUUCUUAACAACAAUAACCUUGAUAGUCAUGUAUAUAACCUUUGAUUUACGUUCAUUUUUACGACAUAUCUUGUUUGAAUUAUCUUUUUGAUGAUGCGUAAUGAUAAUUGUAGCUGUUGAAAAUGUUGAUAUUACCUUAUAAGGUAUAAGUUUAUCUAUAAUUUCUAUAAAUAAUAUUAGUUUCAUUCGGAUAAAUGCAUGAAUGAAAAUAUAUUUCCUUUACAUUUAGGAGUAUUUCAUAAUUUUUGUUUGUACAAAAAGUUCAAAUUUUGUAUAGACAUACAAGUAUUAUUUUUAUAAUUAUUAUUCUUAUUUCUUCGUUGUUAUUAUUAAAUCAGAGGGUCGUACAUACAAUAAGUAUAAUUGCUCUCUUUUUGUGUAAACUUAAUUUGUUACCUUCUCUAAAUGAAGAUUUCAUCAUUAUUACACGCAUUUGCGAUACACAGAUGAUGAUCCGUUAUAUUAUCAGAGAAACUAUGUUGAGAAGUUCAAGUUUUGUUGUACACGUAUUCUUCACGUAUUUAGAAUUUCGAAAUCCAAUGUCUUGGAUUUGUUACCGAGAAAAUACAUGUACUAUACGAAUAUUGCAAAUUCUAAAUUUUCUCUGGAAAUAAAAAUGUAUAUUUAUCCAUAUUCCUUCCUUAAUGUUGAAAGAUCCUGCAUGUUUGUAAUUGAGUGUAUACCACUCAUAUGGAUAAAAUUAUGCUAAUACAACAAUUUUCAAACAUCGAAGAAUAUGUAAAAUAUGUACUACAAAUAUUUGUACAUUUUAAAUGUAAUCAUUAGAUUAUAUGCAUUCAUUUCUUAUUGGAAAAUUUGACUUAGAAUUUAUAGAAAACAAAGUUUUUAUUACCUCCCUUUAUUUACAUGAAAUAUUAAAUUCGGUAAUAUCUUUAUAAAUAAUACUUUUUGGAACUUACAAUAAUGAUAAAUCAUAAUUUGAGCAUCAUAUUCUUUUUAUAAAACCAUGAAAAAUUAUGUAACAGGAUCUUUAAUAAUAAACAACAUUGUUUUUUGCCAAUUAUGCCUCAAGUAUUCAUUUAUUUAUCAACUAAAAUGCUGUCGCUUUUCAACGAUCUACAGAAACAAUAUAUUAAUAUAUCUAAUAUAAUAACAAUUUAGUAGCCUUUAUUGUUCUGAUAUUUCUGUACAGAUUUGUUUCAUAAUACAAUUUAUCUUUUAGCCAUUUUUGCUGAACAUUUUCAUUGUUCUUAUAGUGAAACAUUUUAGUAUGUUGUAUUCUUUGUUUCACCUAUUUUAACAUUAACUUUUCUAUAAUAUGACUGUCGACAUUGCAGCUCAUUCAAUUCUUUGUUUAAUCUCAUAGGAGUAUAUAAGAUAUCGUUUUUAGUAAUUUUCUCACAUAAUUAUAAUCACGUUAAGGUAAUUGUGCGGAAACGUGAUUAAUUGAUGUAGACAAAUGACUGCGGAGAAAAGAUUUUAUCACAAAACAUUUUGCAGUGAAUGAAACAAUAAACAAAGCCCCUUUUCCCAAUAGACAAAUUCUGCAUGUCUGGCGGCAAUGUGGACAAAGUGUUAAAUUAGCGAAAGAUGAUUAUUAUGACAUGAAAUAAAUAUUUUGAUUUAAAUGAUAACAAUAUCAUAAUUAAGUUAACCAACCGUUAAAAAUGCAGUAAUAAAAUCCUAAUAUGGUUGUCCUAUACAUCAAGAGUAAUCGUAUAGCGUCAGAUCUAUUAAGGCUGGAUUAAAUUCCUUAAGAAAAAAAAAUGUUUACUUUGUGGGGGUUUUCUUUUCCGCUGGUCAAAGAAUCAUGCGCUUUUAUUGAAAUGAAGAACAACUACAGUCUUGGUUAUUAAAUUAAGAUAUUUUUAUUGUCAUGACAAAUCUAGAGUGGCAACCAUUUUAUCAAUAAAGAAGCCUUGCUUUCAAGAAAAAUCGGCUUUAACGUCAUCACAAACUUAAAAUGAAUAUUGAUCUAAAACGUCGUGUUUAUUACAUUUUAUUCAGAUAAUAUACAACCAAGCAUUAGAAUCAGUUUCGAUUGAUAGAAAGGUAUAUUAAAAUGAAAUAAUGUAUUUGAGAAAAAAAUAUACUUACUAAUGUAUUGUCGAUAUCUUCAACAUUUUGUAAGAUUCAUACGUAAACGAUUAUUCAUUCAAGUGCUGUUUUUUAUGAAAUAUAUGUUUUUGUUAUGUCCUUUGUAGACAUCGACUGUUGAUUAGGGACCACAUUUUUUGUUUACAUUACUUUAUAUUUAACAGUUUAUGUUGAUGUGCAUAAAAAUUGGAUAUCGAAGAUAGACAUCGUUUUUUUCACUACAUGAUAUAUACUGUAUUUUAUAUUUAUUUAUUAUUUAUAAAUUAUCAUUAAAUAUACCGGUACAUGAUAUU